Molecule: messenger RNA, 2959 nt
Organism: Capra hircus (goat)
Lineage: Eukaryota; Metazoa; Chordata; Mammalia; Artiodactyla; Bovidae
Gene: SLA
Product: Src-like-adaptor
Exons: 8
Coding region: 233-1066 (277 amino acids)
Molecular function (GO): protein binding
Source: RefSeq, a predicted model, not a curated record
GCUCUGUCUAUAGGUGUGGACUUCCUCUGCUUCAAGCAGCCUGAGAGGACACUUCUAUGAUGGAGUCACUUAAGCCCCUUUCUAAAAUACUUAUAUGAAGACCCAGAAUUAGAGCUUCCCUCACCAUGGACUUUCAGAAAAUAUACUAGGGCUCGGUGCGUGGCUGACUCCCCGUGUGGAUCCCCUGUGCCGUUGGCUUCGAGCGGCUUCGACAGCCCGGGGAGAAAGAAAAAUGGGAAACAGCAUGCGAUCCACCCCGGCGCCCCCCGAGAGGCCUCUGCCCAACUCAGAGGAACUGGACAGUGACUUUCUGGCUGUGCUGAGCGACUACCCAUCUCCCGACAUCAGUCCCCCGAUAUUCCGCCGUGGGGAGAAACUGCGUGUGAUUUCUGAUGAAGGGGGCUGGUGGAAAGCCAUCUCGCUUAGCACCGGUCGAGAAAGUUACAUUCCUGGAAUAUGCGUGGCCAGAGUUUACCAUGGUUGGCUGUUUGAAGGCCUGGGCAGAGACAAGGCUGAGGAGCUGCUGCAGCUGCCGGACACGAAGAUUGGCUCGUUCAUGAUCAGAGAGAGUGAGACCAAGAAAGGUUUUUAUUCCCUCUCAGUGAGACACCGGCAGGUGAAGCAUUACCGAAUCUUCCGUCUGCCAAACAACUGGUAUUACAUUUCCCCGAGGCUCACCUUCCAGUGCCUGGAGGACCUGGUGAAUCACUAUUCCGAGGUGGCCGACGGCCUCUGCUGUGUGCUGACCACGCCCUGCCUCACUCAGACGGUGGCAGCCCCAGCAGUAAGGGCCUCCGACUCACCCGUCACCCUGCGCCAGAAGACCUUCAACUGGAGGAGGGCGAUAAGCAGACAGCAAGAGGACCCAGAGAGGGCAGAGAGCCCAGUCGGUGUGGACGAGUCCCUUUUCAGCUACGGCCUUCGGGAAAGCAUCGCCUCGUACUUGUCCCUAACGGGAGAUGAUAGCACUUCCUUUGACCGGAAGAAGAAAAGCGUGUCCCUGAUGUACAGUGGGAGCAAAAGGAAGAGCUCUUUCUUCUCGUCACCACCGUACUUUGAAGACUAGCCGGAGAACAGACACCAUGGUGUUUGCCCAAAAGAACAGAGGUUAUGACUGUCACCUGGCAUCCUGCACAGAGGCACAUGGUCCCUGGGGAAACUCACGUCUUCCAGAAGCCAAGAGAAGCCACGUGGAGAACUGAACUCUUGUCUUCUGUAUCCACAUCAUGACAGAGGGAACCCCUCCCUGGCAUCUGAUCAGGCACACUGCAAAAUGUUGACUCCUGGCAUCUUCGUGCAAGGGGGUCAGAAGAGCCGUGUGUGUGUGUGUGUGUGUGUGUGUGUGUGUGUGUGUGUGUGUGUGUGUGUGUGUGUGUGUGUGUGUGUGUGUGUGUGUGUGUGUACGCUAUGUCUGUGCAAAAGACAAAGAUGCUCUCUCACAAGAAAGUGCACUGGUGCCGCUCUCCAGCACACCACCCAGCUGGGCUCCCUCUGAGGCCACUAGAGAAAACUUCUCAAUGAGAAAAGCCUGAGAAGAAAAUGAGCCAGAAGCUACAGCCUGGCAGACAAUCUGGGUCUGCAAAUCGACCCCCUGCACUGAACUUUUGAAACCCAUCUGUAAAGAGAGCCCUCUGGGCUGCAGCUCCUCUCUUUCUAGGGGAGCUCAGUGACACUAAACGCUAACUUUACUUAUGAGGCCCCAGUCGGAAGAUCCCUUUGGACUUCUAGCUCCAAAACUACGUGUGUAGAAGUCAGCUGACUUCCCUACUUAUGCAGAGACCAGGGGAAAUGGGAGAGGAGGUGGCUGCCAAUGGGGAAAGCACAAGGGCAGGCCUGGAACUGAGCAAGAUUUCGCGACGACACCAACCAUGGCUCACAGCACAGAAAGGGCUUCUCUGGGAUGCUGAGGUUCUUGCCUAUCUUAAUGCACCCAUUAUUCAUUCGUGAUUACCAGAAGAGGCAUUGUGUUAAGUCUGUAGGUAUCAGGUAUCAGGCCCAGCAGUAUAGACAGGAAGAAAAUAUUUGUAUAGACAAAUAUUGUGGAAGUAGUGUGCUGUGCUAAGUCGCUUCAGUCAUGUCCGACUCUUUGUGACCCCCUGGACUGUAGCCCGCCAGGCUCCUCUGUCCGUGGGAUUCUCCAGGCAAGAAUACUGGAGUGGAUCGCCGUGUCCUCCUGGGACUAGGUGACCCAGGAGUUCAUGUCUCAGCUGGAUCCUUAAGUAGUGGGAGGGCUGGCUGGACUGGAUAAGUAAGAUUGGUUGGAUUUUUUGAAAAAAGGAACUUGAUAAGUUCUAAAGAAAUCAUCCAUCCAGUAUCUUCUAAAAAGAGUCUGUCAGCCACAUGAAUAAAAAUGCUAAGCUCCAGAAAAGAGGGGAACCAGAGUGGCUUAAUUCUGUCAAACAGAAUUUUAAGAGAUGAGAGAGAAAACACCACAAAUUUCUGGAGAAGGAGAAGCGAUUCUCUCCGGAUCCUGUUAGGAAGGGGUUGCAGUUGCCUCUAGGACCUGUUUCCCCGCCGUUGCAAAGGGGUUCCGGGAGAGGAGGGGUGCUGCUGAUAGGAAGAGUCUGUCUGCUCAGCAUGUGCAUUCCAGCCAUCUGAGAUCACUGCCCUGGUGGUGUGUGCACAUGCGUUUACACGAUUUUCUGUAUCAUCGGAUUCCAGAGUGUUUAUCCAAGAGGACGUUUGUGGUUUCCUCAACACUCCCCACCGGCUAUUUCUAAAGGGCCGGCCGAUGUAUGGGAAAUGAAUGUAACUCUGGGGACGCCAACUCCCCACCUCACCAACGGCAGAAGUGUGUACUCUGUCUUCUGUAUUGCUUUCCGUUGUAACCAACGAAUGGUUGGAACGUUCGGGGAGAACUCGGCGGGGCAGGUUUCAAAUGGGAAGCAUUACAUUUUGCUAAAUCAUGUAUUUAUUCCUGAUUAAAAUAAGCCUAAUAAAUAUUUAAUUCUCGGGGACU